This is a messenger RNA of Ochotona princeps (American pika), 2218 nucleotides long. RefSeq names its product transmembrane protein 108 (gene TMEM108). Bases 273 to 1991 code for a protein of 572 amino acids. Gene Ontology annotation, cellular component: axon; endosome membrane; early endosome. The record is from RefSeq and is a predicted model, not a curated record. Gene Ontology annotation, biological process: postsynaptic density organization; dendrite extension; retrograde axonal transport. NCBI's taxonomy places the organism in Eukaryota, Metazoa, Chordata, Mammalia, Lagomorpha, Ochotonidae. The transcript has 6 exons.
CGCGCGGGGCCGAUCGGCGGAGGCUCUGGAGCGCGAGUGCGCGUGCGCGAGCGGCGGGGCUUCUUCGCGGGCCGUCGGGGAGCCGAGCGCCGAGCGCCGGUCCUGAGUUGGUGAUCAAUUGGUUGUGGUCCAACAUGCAGCAGUAAGUGAGCUGUGAAAAGCUGCAGAGCCUGUGGGUCGUGAGGAUGCACAUGUGUUUGAAGGUUUCUACACCCUCUGCGUCAGGACGGAAUCAUGAAUAAACUGCAGGAUAAGCUGGACCAGAUGAUACCAUGAAGAGAAGUUUACAGGUCCUCUAUUGCCAACUGUUAAGCUUCCUCCUGAUCUUGGCACUGACCGAAGCACUGGUAUUUGCUGUCCAGGAACCGUCUCCCAGGGAAUCUCUUAAGGUCCUCUCCUCAGGCACCAUGCUGACAACGCUGCACAACUCUACUAGACACCCUUCCAUGAUGACGCUGACAUCCCAUCCCAAUGGACCCUCCUCUCAGGCUGCAGCUCCCACAACAUCAAUGAUGGCCCAUGCAGACGGGCACCCUUCAGCAAACACAGGCUCUGUCAUCAUGGCGACGGCAACCACUCCCCAUUCUGAAGGCCCCCUAUCUACGGGACACCUGCCAGCUGCCAUGGCAAGCACAUCCGCCCUCUCAGAGGGUCACCCCCCAGGGAAUGCUGACCCCACCGUCCUGCCAACAAAGUCAUCAGGCCAAGCCCCCAGCCACCCGAGCACAGUGCAGCACCCUCGGGCCACCACCCGGAGGCCUCCUAGGCCUCCUGGCUCUUCCCGAAAGGGGGCUGGUAGCUCAUCACGCCCUGUACCUCCUGCACCUGGCAGCCACUCUGGGAGGAAGGAAGGCCAGCGGAGACAAAAUCAGAGCUCCACACACCUGGGACAGAAGCGCCCCCUGGGGAAGAUCUUCCAGAUCUACAAAGGCAACUUCACAGGAUCUGUGGAAUCAGACACCUCUUUCCUAACCCCCAGACCUCCACUCUGGGACUAUUCCUCCUCACCACGGUCCCAGACAGUGGCUGCAACCACAGCACCCAGCAGUACUUUCUGGCCCCCAGCCACCCACCCUCUAUUGCCAGCAGAGGACAAGCUAGGCCUCAACAGGGCAGACCAGGGUGGUGGUUCCACUUUCACUGGCCAAGGACUGGAGCCGGACACCACAGCAGCCUCAGGUGCCCCGACCCGUCCACAGCCUGCCCCAGUGCCUUCUCAGCCUCCUCGUGGUGACCUGCAGGAUGGCCCCAGCCACAGUGAAUCUUGGCUUGCUGUCACCCCUGGCAUCAGCCGAUCACUGCCUGCCAGCUCUGGGGUCUUCACAGCCACCACAGGACCCACCCAGGCUGCCUUUCAUGCCAGUGUCUCAGCCCCUUUCCAGGGGAUUCCUCAGGGAACAUCCACAACCCCACAGGCACCAGCCCGGCCUCCUGGGGUUCCAGAAGGCACUGUCUCUCGAGUUGAGAAGGAAACUACAGUCACCCCCACCAUGGCCAACAGGGGAUCCCAUCCUUUCUCCACAGUGUUGUCCACAGCCACAGGGAACUUCCUCAACCGCCUGGUCCCUGCCGGAACCUGGAGGCCUGGAACCGCAGGGAACAUCUCACAUGUGGCUGAAGGGGACAAGCCCCAGCACAGAGCCACCAUCUGCCUGAGCAAGAUGGACAUUGCCUGGGUGAUCCUCGCCAUCAGUGUACCCAUCUCUUCCUGCUCCAUCCUGAUGACAGUAUGUUGCCUGAGGAGGAAAAAGAAGACGGCCAACCCUGAGAACAACCUGAGCUACUGGAACAACGCCAUCACCAUGGACUACUUCAACAGGCAUGCUGUGGAGCUACCCAGGGAGAUCCAGUCCCUGGAGACCUCUGAGGACCAGCUGUCAGAACCCCGCUCCCCAGCCAACGGCGACUACCGCGACACUGGGAUGGUCCUUGUGAAUCCAUUCUGUCAAGAAACACUGUUCGUGGCAAAUGAUCAAGUCUCUGAGAUCUAACUAUAGCAGCCUUUGCUUUACCCCUCUCUAUUUUUCAUCUCUAAAUUAUAAAUAUACAAAUAUAUAUAUAUAUUAUAAAUAUAACCUUUAUGUAACUAUGACUGAAUAAGAGACAUUUCAGCUUUUUUUUUUUCCCCUAACAAUUGUCAACAUCUUUUUUUGUACGUGUGCUUUAAAAAAGAACUUUGCAGAACGAUCUGUGGCUUUAUAAAAUAAAGAUAUUUCUA